CACAUCCCACGACCACCCAACGCUUUCAUACUUUUCCGGAGUGCGUUCAUCCGAAGUCGCAAGAUUUCUUCGGAGAUUGAAGGGAAUCAUAGCACGUUGAGUAAGAUUAUCGGGAGAGUAUGGCGGUCUUUACCUCCCCCUGAACGCGCAGAAUGGGAGGCCCGCGCGAGGAUUGCGCAGGAGGAACAUCGUCUGAGAUAUCCGGAUUGGAGGUUCAGUCCU
This is a messenger RNA of Lentinula edodes (shiitake mushroom), 222 nucleotides long. Its product is annotated as high mobility group box domain-containing protein. The transcript has a single exon. NCBI's taxonomy places the organism in Eukaryota, Fungi, Basidiomycota, Agaricomycetes, Agaricales, Omphalotaceae. The annotation marks the transcript as partial. Gene Ontology annotation, cellular component: nucleus. Gene Ontology annotation, biological process: regulation of transcription by RNA polymerase II. Gene Ontology annotation, molecular function: RNA polymerase II cis-regulatory region sequence-specific DNA binding; DNA-binding transcription factor activity, RNA polymerase II-specific. The record is from RefSeq and is a predicted model, not a curated record.